Calypte anna (Anna's hummingbird) is the source of this 2104-nucleotide messenger RNA. It is a transcript of the gene CD151, whose product is annotated as CD151 molecule (Raph blood group). The transcript has 9 exons. The record is from RefSeq and is a predicted model, not a curated record. The coding region runs from base 248 to 1006 and encodes 252 amino acids. NCBI's taxonomy places the organism in Eukaryota, Metazoa, Chordata, Aves, Apodiformes, Trochilidae. Gene Ontology annotation, cellular component: membrane.
UGGGCUCUUCGCUCCGCCUUCCCUCGCUGGGUCCCUUCCUUCCCUCCUCCCCGCCGCCCCGCAGUGCUCGGCGGGCUGAGGCGGGAGGCGGCGGAGCUGCGGAACGGGGCGGGGCUUUUUGCUUUCCUGAAUCCAGCAGAGCCAGGAAGAAUAGAGAGUGUGGAAGGAAGUACUUGAAGAGGACUCAACAUUUGGAGUGGUCCUGUGAGCUGCUUUGGUGGUGAAGGAAAGCUGCUGAGCUAGAAAGAUGCGUGAGUAUACAGAGCAGAAGGAAACAUGUGGGACCAUCUGUCUCAAGUACCUGCUCUUCAUCUUCAACUUUUGUUUCUGGCUGGCUGGUGGAGCUGUGAUGGCUGUAGGCACCUGGACCCUGGCUGAGAAGAGUGACUACAUCAGCCUGCUCUCCUCCAGCACAUAUUCUGCAACUGCUUACAUUCUGGUGGUGGCUGGGGUGGUUGUCAUGGUUACUGGCAUCCUGGGUUGCUGUGCGACCUUCAAAGAGCGUCGGAAUUUGCUGAGAGUGUACUUCAUAUUGUUGCUGUGCAUCUUUCUCCUGGAGAUCAUUGCUGGAAUCCUGGCCUAUAUCUACUACCAGCAGCUGAGCAUGGAACUGAAGCAAAAUCUGAAGACCACCAUGACCAACAAGUACAAGAAGAAGGGAGAAGAGAGGGUUACCAGUGCAGUGGACAAACUGCAGCAGGAGUUCAAGUGCUGUGGGAGCAACAACUACACAGACUGGGCUGACAGCCUGUGGAUAAAAUCUCCAGCAGCCAAUGGAAGGAAAGUCCCAGACAGCUGCUGUAAGACAGUAACUGAGCUGUGUGGCCGGAGAGACCAUCCUUCCAACAUCUACAAGGAGAGUGGUUGCAUUACCAAGCUGGAAAAGUUCAUUCAAGAGCACCUGAAAAUUAUUGGAGCAGUGGGGAUCAGCAUUGCUUGUGUGCAGAUCUUUGGGAUGAUUUUCACCUGCUGCUUGUACAAGAAUUUAAAAUUAGAACCAUAUUAACAGCUUCAGGAACUCUUUUGCUCCCCCUCUGCCACUUCCCUUCAUGCCUGCCAACCUGACCACUCUCCCCCCCCCACCACCACAGAAGUGUCUGUAACUUGAGGACUUGGCUCUGUAAUUCAGUGUCUCCCAAACCAUGACCUUACUUGGCCCCCUCUGGGGGAAAGCCACCCUCCUUGUUGUGUACCAGGAGUUCAGUAGGUCCUCUUCACUCUCAUGAAAUAAUAAAAGCUGUGGGUCUUCUGCUUUAAGUGAAGCUUUACUGAUGCAGUGGUUUGCUAUGUCUAUGAAGCAAGAUUUAUCCAUUUCUUUUGAGGCUUUUCCUGAGCCAACACGAAGGUGUCAGGAUGCUACACAAGAAUGAUGGGAUGCUCCUCAGCAGUCCUGUGCUUCUGCACUCAGCUGGAGCCAGAGCUGAGUCUCUCAUACCUGGAAGAUUUCUCUCCCUCCUCUCAGGUGUGUGCUCCCUCUCUCCUGGCCUUUAAGUGGUGCCACCCUUUCAGAGCACACAGUUAAGGUGAGCAAAAUCACCCAGACCCCUAAGUGGUCUCACAGUAUUGGGGUUUUUAGUUCACUGAGCAGAAAUCUUGGAUUGGUGCUAAAAGGUGACAGCCUAAAAUUCAGAGCAGGUCAAUCUGGAAUACCCCCAUCAACACCAGACCAAAAUAAUCCUUAACUAAUGCAGAAGGGUGGAAGAACUGAGGUGUGUCCUUGGUUCCAUAGCAGCAGUAAAGAGGGCAAAGAAAUCUAAAUUAUUAUGUGCUGAUCUAAAGGAGAAAUCUCUAAAUUAUUUCUUGUUUUAUAAUCCAGUUCCUGACAAGUAUUGACUACUAACUAAGAGGAAAAUAUUGAGCAUGUUGCUUUAAACAGUAUUUCUAGUAUUUCUUAGGCAUAUUUUUGUAGAUGCCUUUGCCUGUUCCCUUCAAAUCUAUUGUACAGGGAUGGGAGAGGCCAGGAAGACUGGGAUAUGAAUAGUAAGUGGGCUUGUGUCCAUUGGGUUGUUUUAUACUUUUUCUCUGUGUAAUAAUAUUAAUUGCCUUUUUUUUUUUUUUAACUGUUUAUGUUGCUGACUAAUAGAAAAAUAAAGCAUAAGAUUCU